Stegastes partitus (bicolor damselfish) is the source of this 3385-nucleotide messenger RNA. It is a transcript of the gene ildr1b, whose product is annotated as immunoglobulin-like domain containing receptor 1b. Gene Ontology annotation, molecular function: high-density lipoprotein particle receptor activity. The coding region runs from base 190 to 1857 and encodes 555 amino acids. Gene Ontology annotation, cellular component: plasma membrane. The transcript is spliced from 8 exons. The record is from RefSeq and is a predicted model, not a curated record. NCBI's taxonomy places the organism in Eukaryota, Metazoa, Chordata, Actinopteri, Pomacentridae.
CCUCCUUCAGCCACAAACAGCGAACUGAGCCGGACUAACAUGCCGUGUUGAAGGGGAAAAGUCUGGAUACUAUGCAGAGCUGCGUCUCCAUCACGGUUUUCUGCCAACAUUUCGGAUUUUUCGUGGAUUUUCUGUCGCCUAUCGGAUAGUAGAGAGCGACGCUUCCGCUGGAGGAUAAAGAGCAACGAGAUGGGGAACAUGAUACUGAUGGCGCUCCUGUUGCUUCACCUGCCCACAGAGCUGCUGUCCAUUCAGGUGAUUGUUCCGGAGACGGAGAGGAGGACGAUGCUGUUCGCCAGUGUGAUUCUGCGCUGCGAUUACUCGACUUCAGCAAACCCUCAGGAUGUCCUGGUCACCUGGAGGUACAAGUCCUUCUGUAAAGACCCGGUACUGGAGUUCUACUCCACAGCCUAUCAGGCGGCUCUGCAGCUGGGUCAGGACCCGUCCAACGACUGUCCGGACCGCCAGCGCACAGUUCGCACAGUGAUCCAGAAGAGGGGCCUCAAUGAGCCCAUUCUGGGCGCAGACUACAGAGAACGCAAAAUUACUAUUCAAAACAAGGCUGACCUGGUCAUCACAGAGGUGAUGUGGUGGGAUAACGGUGUGUAUUUCUGCAGCAUUGAUGCUGCUGGAGACACCACAGGAGACUCAGAUCGAGAAGUCAAACUCAUCGUGUUCCACUGGCUGACAGUCCUGUUGAUCAUCCUCGGUGCUCUCCUGCUCAUCAUGCUCCUCUGUAUAUGCUGCUGUCAGUGCUGUCCACAGAGGUGCUGCUGCUACGUCCGCUGUCCAUGUUGUCCUCAGACAUGCUGCUGCCCGGAAAAAGCUGUGAUGCAGCACCGGAUGCUGAAAGAGGCUCAGAAGGCCAUGGCACCCUGGAUGAAUGGUCAACCCAUUUACGCUCCUAUUAGCUCUAAUGCGUCCUCACAGGGCGUCCCCGUGCUGUAUUCAGGCUCAUAUGCAGACUAUCCAACCAAGCAAAACUUUGCCAUGGCUCCCAUGCAGAUGUCUCCCAUGGCACUGCAGCAGCAGCCCCCUCCUCCUCCUCCACAUCACUACAACAGCAGCAUGCGUAGCAGCGGUCAAGGUGCCACCCAGGUGUUGGACUACCUGGAGAACCAGGUGCGAGGGCUGGAUGUCGUGCCGCCUCUAAUGGUUCCGCAUACAGUCCAAAAUAUGCACCCAUUACAGUCUCACCCACAGCCCCAGGUUGCCCCUCCACCUGUCCCCUACUCCCCCGGGCCCCCAAGUAUGCUGUCAGCGCUGGAUGAGAUGGGGGUGAGAGGGAUGGAGAGAAGAGUGAUCACUUUGCCUCCUAUUAUCCAGCGUGUGCCUGGUAGUGGUGAUGUAGCCAGAGGAGGUCAGAGGAUGUCCAGCCAGUCCAGCGGCAGCACCAACCGCUCUGGUUUCCCCCGCGGCAGCCGUGGAUACAGAGACAGAGACGUCUCUCCUCCCAGGCGGGGGAUCCUGCGUGAUUACAGCGACGAUUCGGAUCGGGACCACAGGCGAGGACGAGAAUCACACAGGGGAUCAAGGCACGACAGAGGAAGCUCGGCAGGGAGGAGAGGAGGUGGGUCCAGACCUCGUACCCGAAGCCGAGACGACCUGAUGGAGGAGCUGCACGGCAGAGCAUCUCGGAGGGAGCGGAGCUAUUCUCCUCCACAGCACCGCAGAGGGUCCUGGAGCUCAGAGGAGGAGGACAGCAGGAGGAGAAAAGGAGGCAAAGGCAACAAUUGGCCAGAGAAGCCUCCCAGCUACUCCUCCAUCGAGAUGCAGACCGGACGCAGUAACGGCAGGAGGAACUACAACCAUCUGUCUGAUAGAAGCUCCCAUAGCAGCACCAGCGUAGUCAUCUGAACCAUUUCUAUCUGUUGACCUUUCCCUGAAUGUUUCCACAACUGGCAAAAUGAAGACAAAGAGUAGGUACCUUAAUCUGUUCUGUCAGCUGAAGAGAUAGUUUUUAUCGUGAAUUUUGAUAGUGAAAAUGUACUGUAUGGAUGUAGUUGUACUCUGUAUGCACUGUAUGUAAUUACGACAGAAAAAGUCCUUUUUAUGUAUGUCGAAAAACAUUUGAGUUAAGGUUGUAUAUUCCAGAUAAGAUGUAAUUUUAUUUAGGCCUUGUCCACAUGUACACAGGUUUUUUUUUUUUAAACAUAUCCUCUUUUUUAUGUGUUUUGGCUUUUCAUUCACAGACAAACACAGUUUUAGGUCACUAAAAAUUGAGCUUUUGGCAAACUUCUUCCUUUGUGAAGAUAUCCAGAGACACCAUUUGCCGUGUUGAUGUUUAAACAGGGAAAACUGAUUUGGCUUGUGGUGUCGAAGUGAUCCCUGUUAGAGGUUGGUUAUCUGUCCAAAAUAUCAUAUCAAGAUCUUGUCACAAUCGUCCCCACAGAUUCAGUGGAACACAUGGUUAGUUGUGCUAUGGCUGCCUGGAUACCAAACCUGUCACACCACAAAUCUCUGCAUUGUGUUUGCACUUUGACAGCGCUGGUAUUUAUUUAUUUUAAUGAUUCUGAAAAGCAGAUUAUAUGCUUACAAAAAAGAUCCACGAUAUAAGAUCAUUAGAUUGCCCACCCAUAUCCGUCAUUACCUCCUUUGUUUAAAUGAGGUGAUCUUAUGCAGCAGCAGGCGUGUCCAGAAUAAUGCUGGUGCUCACCUCGCCAACAACUCAUGUUUUCUGCUUGAAUGUACAGUUACUCCUCAACUAGGAUACAGAAUCAGUCUACACAUAUUAUUCCCCCCUUCAUGAUGUGCUGUCAUUAUGAGAAAGGCUCUAAACCGCUUUUUUUCACCUUUUUUAAAAUAUUUUUUUCAUACAAACAUACAAAAUCACCCCAGUCAUGCUAGAAUGAUCAAUUCUUUCCAAAUAGUCAAAAAAAUCACAAUAUAAAUUGCAAUAAAUUAACAUAUUGCAACACCUGUUUUUGACAAUAGCAUGCCACCCUAAUAUCUACAGGGUUAUGGUUCUAGCGCCACCCAGUGGUUUGUCAUGCUCUUGACAGUGCUUCACUUGGGUUUUGCAUUUUUAUUUGAAGAUUCUCUUUUGGGAACGGAAGAGAAAAACGCCUGUUUUAUAGAAUACCGUUGUACUGAUGGACGAGGCCUGAAACUGGUGUCUUGUUUUUGACAUAAAUAAUGUUUGAUUGUUGUCCGAGCUGUUUGAGACUAUAAUUUGUAUUUGUGUUGUCAUUUUGGUGAUGGAUAAAUUGUCCUUUUGGUGAAGUAAAUAUAAAACAGUUUCAACAAUGUGAUUGUUGAAUACUGUAAUAUUUUGUGGAUUAUGUAGGUCUGUCAUUGUGAUUAUGUGAUGUGUCUUUUGCACACACACAGUACGCAUUUAUUUUUUGUUUUGUUUUUUUACAGUAAUACCCUAUUUUUGCAUAAU